AUGGAUCAGGUGAUGCAGUUUGUUCAGCCAAGUUGGCAGUUUGUAAAGGACUCAAUUCGGCUGGUUAAAAGAUGUAUCAAACCCCACAGAAAAGAAUUCCAGAAGAUACCCAUGGCUACAGCAAUGGGAUUUGCUAUCAUGGGAUUCAUUGGCUUCUUUGUGAAACUGAACCAUAUCCCUAUUAAUAACAGUAUUGUGGGUGGCUGA
This is a messenger RNA of Arvicanthis niloticus (Nile rat), 207 nucleotides long. NCBI's taxonomy places the organism in Eukaryota, Metazoa, Chordata, Mammalia, Rodentia, Muridae. The record is from RefSeq and is a predicted model, not a curated record.